CUCACACAGGAAGGUCAUUGAAGACCUCACCACCAGGGAUGCUGAGUAGGGAGAAGAGAACCUGAGCAGUGGCCAUAGCUGAGGAAUGAGCAUCUUGGCACAGGGCAGAGAAUGCUAAGGCGUACUCCAGGAGAGAGACAUUAGGAUAUGAACAUCUAUUCCAAGACACCUUGUCUUUGGUGGUUUGGGGGUUUGAUGGCUACCGAGUGCUGGACCUGAGAUCUCCAUCUCCUGUGUCCUCCAGAAGUUGCCAGAAAUGAUGUUCAUCUUGUACACGUUGAUAAUGAGUGUUUCAGCCUUCACCAUUCAGCCUGAGGAACACACAGUGGCAGCAGAAAACUGCAGAUUUCUUGGCAAGAAUUUCAAAACUGACUUCAGGGUGGAAGGGGAGCCUGUGGUUCUGAGGUGCCCCCAGAUGCAGCUCUGGCUGUGGACGUCUGUCAGCCCCCAUGUCAAUGUGACAUGGCGUAAGAAUGAUUCUGCUCCAACGGUCCCAGGGGAAGAAGAGACACGAAUGUGGAUCCAGGAUGGUGCUCUCUGGAUCUUGCCAGCAUUGCAGGAGGACUCUGGCACCUACAUCUGCACUGUCGGAAAUGCUUCUUACUGUGAUGAAAUGUCCAUUGAGCUCAAGGUUUUUGAGAAGACAGAAGCUUCCCUGCCUUUCAUAUCAUACCCACAAAUUCUAACUUUGUCAACCUCUGGGUCCUUAGUUUGCCCUGAGCUGAGUGAAUUCACCCAUAACAAAAUGGACAUGAAGAUUCAUUGGUACAAGGAUUCUGUCCUCCUGGAUCAAGACAACGAGAAGUUUCUAAGUGUGAAGGGAACCUCUCGCUUACUCAUCUAUAAUGUGUCUUUGGAGGAUGCGGGCUAUUACAGCUGUGCCAUAACGUUUACCCACGAAGGCAUGCUGUACAACGUGACUAGGAAUAUUGAACUCCGUGUCAACAAAAAAGAAGAGGAGACAAUUCCUGUGAUUAUCUCUCCCCACCAGACCAUAUUAGCUUCACUGGGUUCAAGACUGAGAAUCCCGUGUAAGGUGUUUCUAGGAGCCGGGACACAGUCGACCACCAUGCUCUGGUGGAUGGCCAACAAUACCAGAAUAGAGAACGCCUACCAGGGAGGCCGUGUGGCUGAAGGGCAGCGCCAGGAGUACUCGGAGAACAAUGAGAACUACAUUGAAGUCCCCCUGAUUUUUGAUCCAGUCAUAAGAGAGGAUUUGAACACGGAUUUUAAAUGCCUUGUCCGCAACAGACUGAGUUUUCAGACACUGCGCACCACAGUCAAAGAAGCUACCACAUUCUCCUGGGGGACCGUGCUGGCCCCGCUCUCCCUGGUCUGCUUGGUUGUGGUGGGAAUAUGGAUGCACAGACGGUGUAAACACAGAACUGGAAAAGCAUAUGGUUUGACCACGUUAAAGACUGGCCAUUAAGAUUUUCAUCUCACCCAAGUAAAAUAAAGACAAUAAAACAA
Messenger RNA from Neogale vison (American mink), 1470 nucleotides. RefSeq names its product interleukin 1 receptor type 2 (gene IL1R2). The coding region runs from base 257 to 1429 and encodes 390 amino acids. Gene Ontology annotation, molecular function: interleukin-1, type II, blocking receptor activity; interleukin-1 binding. The transcript has 9 exons. Lineage: Eukaryota; Metazoa; Chordata; Mammalia; Carnivora; Mustelidae. The record is from RefSeq and is a predicted model, not a curated record.